Molecule: messenger RNA, 1587 nt
Organism: Opisthorchis viverrini
Lineage: Eukaryota; Metazoa; Platyhelminthes; Trematoda; Opisthorchiida; Opisthorchiidae
Exons: 9
Coding region: 1-1587 (528 amino acids)
Biological process (GO): protein insertion into mitochondrial inner membrane
Cellular component (GO): TIM22 mitochondrial import inner membrane insertion complex
Molecular function (GO): kinase activity
Source: RefSeq, a predicted model, not a curated record
AUGUCUAAGGUUUGGAAAGCCUUUCGAACGCAUCCCAAAAAGUCUUUCGCCGCCAUUGCAUUUACAGCUUACGGGUGUUCUUGUUUAUUAGAUCGAUACAAUGAGGAUAUUCUGCGACGAAGAUUAUGUGACUCUGUCAAGCCUCUAGGUUACGCCACCAUUCCUGCAGAUCAUCGCCUUCGGCGACUAACUGUGUUCCUCAACCCCUUUGCACGUCGAGGCAAGCUCUUGAAGGAGUUUGAAAAGAACGUUGCCCCCAUCUUACAACUCAGUGGACUCGAUAUCCAUAUGGUUUAUUCGGAUAAUGACGCCGAAAUAAAAGACUUCGUCUCCGUACUAGAUCCAACCGGAACAGAUGGGAUCCUGAUCGCCAGUGAUGAUCACGUCUUGCAGAAGGUAGAUGGCUUUGGUUUAGUGACCUUUCCCGUCAAUUUCCAGGCAAUUACUGCUCUAAUUCAAAGGUCAGACUUUGCGACGGCUAAGCUGUGCACUCUGCCGGUGGGAGUGGUUCCUGUCGGUGUUUGGAAUACGUUCGCUCAUUCGUUGACCUCGUCAGAAAGUGCCUUGCAGUUUGAAUACGACCUACUGAUACCAGUGUUAAAGGAACGGAAAAAACGAACUCACGUUCUGGAGAUUUCUGCCAUCCAGCCUACGGAUAACAGUCCAAUCGCGAUGGCUCCCAAUCAAGCUUCUCCCAUUCUCGCUUUGUCUGACGUAAAUGGUGGCGCAUCACCUGCACCGCCUGCUCGACAAACUUAUGCUCUCCUAGGUCUCGAAUGGAGCAUUUGGCGGGAUGUUGAACUCGGUGGUGGCGCUGGCGCUUCAAAGAGUAAAUCUAAGCCGAUCGAUACUAACGAACAUCGAGGUCUGCUCUUUCCACUCGCUGCUUUUUCUCCACUAACAUGGAAGCGACACCUUGGGGUCAUAUGGCGACAUGGUUUAUUCUGGAUUACCUCGACCAAUCCUACAAGCUCCCCAAAUGAACGAUUUCCUGUUGUGCAAAUGGCCUCUGAAGGCCUUGUUUCCACCGCUCCAACUCCCAAGCGUCGUCUCCGGGUUAAGCAGGCCAAAAUUGUAUACACGCCUGCGUGUGAAGGAUGUUCCAAGUGCUGGGAUUCCAAUAUUCAGAACGAAGACUCCAGUUCCAAAGGUCCAGUCAAAAGAAAGUCUUCAACCUUUAGCCAACUCUUUGGGCUGUCACGAGUUCGUACCCAAGCGAAUACCAACAACAGCGGAAACGUUGAACCGACUGAACAAGUGGAAGAUCGCAGUGGCGUGGUGAAUGAAGAAUGCGGUAGGGAGUACACAAUUGAAUUACGGAAUGUGUCCAGCGUUGUGUUGGCACUUGACAAGAGAGCCUCAUUUAAGGAUUGUCGUUCCUUCUGGGGUACGCAACCUGACUCUGACAACGCCAUCGUUCGGGCCCGCUUAGCACUUCGCUUUCCGCCUGCACCACGCGUACCAAAAGAGAGCAGCUCCGUUCAUCAACUUCGACAAUUUUCAGUAGCCGAAGAAUAUCGAGCUGAUCUGGCUAGAAAGAUACUAGAAAAGCACAGUCAUGUGGACGAUGAGGACUUUGGAGGAUGA